CACAUCGUUAAAACACAAUUUCCAUACACGAGCCAGAGGGGUCGCUUAAUUUACACCAUGCCCAAACCACAGCAGUGAGGCAAGAAAACCACAUCGUGUCUUUAGAAAUCAAGGCUAUACUGAGUCAAGAGGGGUGAGCCUCAGCGCGUGGAGUCACCGUGGGAACCGGAGACUGACAGGCGGACAGGGGAGGGGACUCUCUCCCUGCCAUACCCGUCCACUCAGAGGCACUCUCACCGUCUCUCCUCUGAAUCAUUAAUUCGGUGUUAUAAAGGAGCGUUAUCAGGCGGCGGAUGGUGCUCGUUAAGCGCUAGGACAGAGCUGACAGUGGCGAUGAUGGAGGGACAGUGCAGCCGCUGUAAGAUCGUGGUGGUCGGUGACACUCAGUGUGGAAAGACGGCGCUGCUGCAUGUGUUCGCCAAGGACAGCUACCCAGAGAAUUACGUGCCUACAGUGUUUGAGAACUACACGGCGAGCUUUGAGAUCGACAAGCACCGCAUCGAGCUGAACAUGUGGGACACAUCAGGGUCCUCGUAUUAUGAUAAUGUACGGCCCCUAGCGUAUCCAGACUGUGAUGCUGUGCUCAUCUGUUUUGAUAUCAGCAGACCAGAGACGCUGGACAGCAUCCCUAAGAAGUGGCAGGUGGAGGCUCAAGAGUAUUGUCCUAAUGCAAAGUUGGUGCUGGUUGGCUGUAAGUUGGAUAUGAGAACAGAUGUCAGCACCUUACGAGAACUAUCCAAACAGAGACUCAUACCUGUCACUCAUGAACAGGGGAGCUCACGAGCACGCGAGCUGGGCGCAGUUGCGUACGUGGAAUGCUCGUCCCGAAUGUGCGUGAACAGUGUCCGAGACGUCUUUCACAUCACCACGCUGGUGUCCGUCAGACGUGAGGCCAUCCCGAGCCUCAAGAGAAGCUCCUCCCGCCACGCUCUCAAGCGCAUAUCUAAUCAGCCUCUACUGCCAGUCAGCUCACAAGCCACGCCCCUUGAACCCACCCCGACCCUCAGGGAGGACAGAGCCAAGAGUUGCACAAUCAUGUAGACUAAUGCACACACAGUCACAGUGGUGUGUGUGUGUGUAUGUGUGUGAAUGCGGAGAUGUGCACAAAAAAAAAAAAAACAGACAGAUACUCUGUAUUUAUGGGAGAGUCAUAUUGUCCCAUAUAUGGCCCAUGGGAUUGUACAGCUGUGUGAAUACAUUAUACAGAGGAGUUCUAUUUAUUAACUUCAAGUUUGCUUUUAUUUUUAUCAUUGUGGUAUUGCUUAGCUGACCUAAGUGUCACAAACUGUGUAAAGCAUAUGCAAAAAGAAUAAAAAAAGGGUUUGGAUUUUUUUGUGUGGACCGC
This is a messenger RNA of Onychostoma macrolepis, 1345 nucleotides long. RefSeq names its product Rho family GTPase 2 (gene rnd2). Gene Ontology annotation, biological process: small GTPase-mediated signal transduction. Lineage: Eukaryota; Metazoa; Chordata; Actinopteri; Cypriniformes; Cyprinidae. Gene Ontology annotation, molecular function: GTPase activity; GTP binding. The record is from RefSeq and is a predicted model, not a curated record. The coding region runs from base 334 to 1041 and encodes 235 amino acids. The transcript has 5 exons.